Cydia fagiglandana is the source of this 2983-nucleotide messenger RNA. It is a transcript of the gene INTS7, whose product is annotated as integrator complex subunit 7. NCBI's taxonomy places the organism in Eukaryota, Metazoa, Arthropoda, Insecta, Lepidoptera, Tortricidae. Gene Ontology annotation, biological process: snRNA 3'-end processing. The record is from RefSeq and is a predicted model, not a curated record. The coding region runs from base 69 to 2894 and encodes 941 amino acids. Gene Ontology annotation, cellular component: integrator complex. The transcript is spliced from 18 exons.
AAGUUUGUGUUAUUGUCACUUGAGUUUGGUUGAUUUAUCCAUAUAUUUUCUAUUGCAUAUAGCCGAAAAUGAUCGGCGUUCGACUAAAUACGUUCAGCGACAACACUGGCGAACCAGAGCAAGAUGCUAAUUCAGCACUAACUGAGCUAGACAAAGGGCUCAGAUCAGGAAAAGUGGGUGAGCAAUGCGAAGCGAUAGUCCGUUUUCCGCGUCUCUUCGAAAAAUACCCGUUUCCAAUACUUAUAAAUUCGUCAUUUCUGAAACUUGCCGAUGUCUUUCGUAUGGGCAAUAAUUUCCUUCGCUUAUGGGUGCUGCGGGUUUGCCAGCAGAGCGAGAAGCAUUUGGACAAGAUCCUGAACGUCGACGAGUUUUUGAGACGAGUAUUCAGUGUUCUACAUUCAAAUGAUCCCGUAGCAAGGGCGCUGGCACUUCGGACGCUCGGAGCUGUUGCCGGGAUCAUUCCAGAGCGGCAGAAUGUGCACCACGCUAUUAGGCGAGGGCUGGACAGCCAUGACAAUGUGGAGGUUGAGGCUGCUAUUUAUGCUACUACCAGAUUUGCGGCACAUUCCAAUGCCUUUGCGGUGGCCAUGUGCAACAAAUUAUCGGACAUGGUGGAAUGCGAGAGCACGGGCGCAGAGCGGCGCGCCAAGCUCGUACGGGCCUUGAGGACUGUGCACGGAGGAGCGGUACGAGCGGGUGGCGUUCUGAAACUGCUCCGCUCGCUAUUGGAGCGGUUUCCUUCCACGAGUUCGGUGCGCGCCGCCAUCUCUGCGCUUACUGCCAUCGCUCAUGACACUGUCGUCCAUGUUCCUGAUCAGGUGGAACUGCUACUCAGUAUAGCGACGAACGACGCCCGCUCGUCGGUGCGGCGCGCCGCGCUGCUCGGCCUGCAGACCCUCGCGCAGCACGCGGCCCUGUGGCCCGCCGCCUCCGUACAAGCUCUGGUGCGAACCGCCGCCGAUGCUGACCCUAAACACACCAUGCUGUGCUUGGAGGUUAUGCAAAUCCUGGUGGAGUGCCCGGCGGUGAUCGCGGACGCGGCCGGGUCGGCGCAGCUGGCCCUGCGCGACCUGUGCGCCGGGGCCGCGCUGGGCGCCGCGCACAGCCCCGCCGCCACGGCCGCGCUGGUCCUCACCAGCCGCGCCGUGCACUGCUACGAAGAAGGAAUACCCGUGGAAGGCGCCGAGUUAAUGCUUGCCCUAGAGAACAUAGUCAUAGCGACGGGCGUGCCGGACGGACAGGACAACAUACGACCGCUGCGUAUGGCUCUGCGCUGUCUGGUACAACUAUGCAACGCAGCACCAGCCGAAUACGCACCAAGAACCGGGCGACUACUGACUUCACAACUACGAGCUACUGGGUGGCGUCAGGGAGGGCCUAGGGCCUUGGCCUUAUUGGAGGCCUUGGGGGCCCUGGGAGGAGGCACUCAUGGGGCCCUCACACUUACACUGACUGAUCUUAUGGAUGGGGCCGACGUAUCAGAGCCUGUGGAAGACGGGACAGCGCUAGUGCUCCUAUGUACCGUGAUAUUCCAAGAGCGGGCCGCUAAAGCGCUCAAAUGCAAGAUAAACAGCGCUUGGCAGGAGAAGAUUAAGGAAGCUAUCUCAAGUGCUGAUGGGUGGACGAAGUAUAGAGUCGCCAGAGCUGCGUUAAGAUAUGGGCACCACCGUUUAGCCGCGCACGUGCUGGAGGGGUUACUCGGAGCGGCGAGCUCGGAGGCCACGCAGCGAUGGUUGGCCUCGCUACACCGGGCCGCUAAGGCGGACGCUGAACUCGUUGAACAAGGUAUAACGGGGCUGGAGGCGGCGGCGUCGUGCUGGGAGGUGGCGGGCGGGUGGGGCGGCGCUGGAGCCGCCGGGGGAGGCUGCACCGGAUGUUCCGGGUGCGCGGCCUGCACGCCAUUGGCUGGCGCUUGGAUCGCAGCUAGAGCGCAGGCCUUGUCGACGCUGGCGAGGACGGCGGAUAGAGCGAGAGUAUUGUGUACGCAGCCCCCACCCGCAGUGGCUCAGGCGUCAAGAUCGCCAUGCGCCGCAGCGGGCGCAUGCGCGGCGGCGUUACGUAAAGCGGCGCGCGCGGCGCAAGCUGUGGCGGCGCGGUACGCGCACAUAGCCAGGACGGCUUUCCACGCCGAUGAGGCUACCUUGACACAUCUGCAAAUUUGUCAGCACACAUUCACGCAGCUGUCCGAGUUCCUGGAGCGCGUCACCGGGCGGGCGGCGGCGCGCGCGCUGUUCGUGCCGGCCCUGGCGCCCGCCAGCCUCGACCAGCAGAUCGCGCUGGCCCCCGCCGAGGCCAUCCUCCACAUAUCUAACAAGCUCUUUGACAACCCUGCUACCGGCAAUGGGAUCACACAUCGACACGCAGAAGCAGUGUUGGCGGCGGUGCGCGCGUGCUGCGCGGGCGCCGUGUGGCCGCGCGCCGUGAGCGAGGCGCGCGCCUGCGGGGCGCUGUGCCGCCUGUCGCUCACGCCAGGCGGUCGAGGCGCCGAGCAAGCGGCCGCGUUGCCGCACACGCACCAUCUGGCGCUGAAGGCCGAGGGAGUGAUUCUACCGCCGCCUAGAAGCAAAUCACAACCGCCGCGACAAGUGAAAUUAGUUCAGCUGACCGUCACCGCCACGCCGCACCCGCGCACCAACGAGAAGACUGUCGAACUGACCAACGUACCACCAGUUCUCUCGGCGACCCAAACCGUCGCCCCCGUGCGAGACUUCUUCUCGGCGCAACAACUGGUGGCCGUGUCGGCCCCAGGGCUGUACACGGUGGCCGUAGAGGCUGCCUUUGUGGACCAACACGGGGCCUUGUGGAACACUGGACCUAGGACCUCCAUCGUCAUUAAGGCCCACGAGGACUCCAGUGCGAAGGGAAAUACGCAAACUGCUAGGGGAAGAUUUUGAGAAAGCCGAAAUACGUUUUUUUAAUUACUUGUGUAUAAAUAAACUACUUGUAACUAUUAAUUAAGUACCUAUAUUCCCACUUGACCAAA